GACCAUAGAGAGUGAGCUGCUAGGUGAGUGAGUGCAUAGAGGGGCUGUGUAUUCAUGCUUUUGUACACUUCCUUGCGAUCUUAAUAAAUUCUCUUCUUCUCCUAACUUCCUAUCUUCGUGUUUGUGUUGCUAACCUCAAGCCCAGUACGAGGGCCACGCCAAGUGUUUGGGAAGGCUGACUUGGUUCGGGUUUACGAGGUUAAUUCUGAGCGAAGUGCCGCACGAGGUCGAGCUAGAUUCUGCCUCUGAGACAAGUGCCAUCGGAGCUAGUCUCACCCUGUGACAAGGUGGUUAUCUCGGAGCGCAAGCGCGGACUGGAGAAGGACUUCUGGUUUGGUGCAAUUACAUUGGCGCCGUCUGUGGGAAUCGAACUGAAAGCUCUUUAGUUGCUCUUCCGUCAUGGUUCACACUCGAUCGAUCCGAGCUGGUAAUUCAUCUCUGCCUCAUGGGCAAGGUCAACCUCCCAACAACCUUCCACCUCUGAUCCCACCUCAGAUCCCACCUCAAUUUCCACCUCAGGUCCCAACCAUAUUCCCUCCUGUUGAUCAUGCAGAAGGAGGAGAUGAAAACCAACCCCAUACCUCAGCUCACAAUUCAACUUCCACGGCCAACCAAGACGUGGUGACAGCUCAGCUUGCUGCCAUGCAGCAAUAUGAAUCCCAAGGUCAAUCCCACAUAGCACCCGCUCAACAACCCAUCCCUGAUGAUGUUACCCGUCGCCUUGAUAGCUUAGAAAAGCUGGUAGCUGAACACCGAGGUACCCCACCCCUACACCAUGCUGCUAAUUUCAUACCUCACCCCUUGAAUACCAACAUCACGCUGGAACCCUAUCCUACUGGCUUCAAAAUACCACAAUUGGGGAUUUAUGAUGGGACGAAGGAUCCCGAUGAUCACCUGCACGCUUUUUACUCUUGCAUGCAAGCUCAGAACGCCUCUGACGGGCUGAUGUGCAAAAUUUUCCCCUCUACUCUUAGAAGGUUGAUUAGGAAAACUACUUCUGAGUUGAUGAGGGUUAAACAGAGAGACGGGGAGUCUCUGAAGAACUACAUGAGCAGAUUCAAUGAUGCAGUAUUGGAGGUUAGUUCUUUUGACCAAGCUGUGGGCAUUGCGGCUGUAAUUGCUGGUCUCAAACAUGAUAGGUUCAGAGACAGUUUGAUCAAACAUACUGCCACCACCUUUAGCGAGGUGAAUGAUCGGUCUCUUAAGUUUAUAACCGCUGAGGAGUAUGCCCUGGCACAAAACCCACCCCUCUCUAAGAACCGGAACCCAGAAUGGAGAGACGACAAUCCGAGCCGGAAAAGGAUGAGGAUGGCGCAGAACCGAGGUCUGAUGUUGACCUCCCCACCGAGAUUCGGAAAGCCGAACUCAACACCCCAGCAACAGUCUGCAGGUAAACCUCUAGUUAAUUGGACCCCAUUUAAUAUGCCGAGGUCACAAAUAUUCAUGCAGAUCAAAAAUAAGAUGGACUUGAGACGUCCUGGACCAAUGCGAACUGCUGCUGCUAGUCGAGACCAUACCAGAUAUUGUGAUUUUCACCAGGAUCACGGCCAUACUACAGAGCAGUGUAACAGUUUAAAGUCCGAACUGGAAAGUUUAGCUCAGAAGGGAAUGCUGAAUGAGUAUGUACAGCGAGUUGAACAGUCGAGGUUUGUCAGAGAACAGAGGCCGCAGCCUCAAGGAGCUCGCAAUCCCCCAAAUAGGCAAGGUGUGGGAUAUCAACAAACCCCACCUCCACUCCCACCACCAGCUAGAAUCAUACAUAUGAUUACGAGAGGCCUCGAAGCAGGUGGACUGAGCUCUAAGCAGCGAAAGCUGUAUGUUAGGGAGGUUAAACAUCAAAACCGAGCUCAGAAGAGGAAGAUCGACGAUGCUGAAUGGAAGAAUCAACCAAUUACUUUCACAUCUGCUGAUCUCGAUACCGUUGUUACACCCCACAAUGAUCCUUUGGUCACUUCUAUCAUGAUUAACAACUGUGAAGUACAACGUGUCCUUGUCGACACCGGGAGUGCACCAGACAUCAUGUACUUCCACUGUUUCGAGAGUCUGGGACUAGAUCCAGCAUUGUUGCAGAAGUAUGAUGGUCCUAUCUAUGGUUUCAAUAACCAACUUGUUCCGGUAGAAGGAAUUCUUACCCUCCAUGUGGCUUUUGGGAGGGGUAGAACCUAUGUGACCCAGUCGGUCCGGUUCCUUGUAGUCAAGAUGGCGUCCUCCUUCAACAUUGUUAUUGGCUGACCCACACUGACUGCAAUCCGAGCUGUGGUUUCCCAGUCUCACCUCUGUAUGAAGUUCCCAACUCCCAUGGGAAUAGCAACACUACGAGGAAACCAGGAGGUGGCCAGGCAUUGUUAUAUCACCUCGGUAACACAACCCAUGAAGGGCAAAGCUCAGACAACCGAAGCCAUUCCCCAGCAAAUUUCUGAUAAUCAACAAGUUAUGGGUGU
Messenger RNA from Rubroshorea leprosula, 2441 nucleotides. The record is from the annotation of a GenBank genome assembly. NCBI's taxonomy places the organism in Eukaryota, Viridiplantae, Streptophyta, Magnoliopsida, Malvales, Dipterocarpaceae.